GUUGAAUCAGUGUGGCUCCAGCCGUCAUGCAGGUAGGAGGUAUGACGCUGGUGCUCAGUUACCUGGCCAGCACGCGCCCGGAGUCUCAAGGUCAGAUUUUACCUUGAUACCCAAGUGUUCUGAAGGUGCCGAGGGUGGCGGUGGGCAGGGCGCGGCCCUGCUGAGGGCAGGGCGCCAUGGCCACGCGCCGCUCCGUAGCGUGGGACUUCGUGGUGGUGGUGGUGGGUGCCGCAGCGUUGGUCUUCCUGGUGUGUUUCACCUGGGAGGCGGACCAGUACGCAGGGCCACCACCACCGGCCCCCCUCCUGCCUCGCCGUCCCGCUCCGCGCGGACCCCCGGAGCUGUUCCCGCCCCCUGGACCGCUGCUGGACAUGCCGGCGGUGUCCUUCGUGAGCAACACUGAGUGUUUCGGUGAGAGACUGCUGCUUGCCAUCCUGGUGGUGUCCCACCCUGCCAACGCGGCGCUGAGGGACGCCCACCGCGCCCACGUACCCUGGGAGGCCCUGGACGCCCUGGGAGCCAGACGUGUGUUCGUGCUGGCGGACGCGAGUGGCGCGGGGCAGCCAGAGUAUCCGUCGGUGGGGCGCCAGCAGGUGGCGCUGGAGGCAGGGCGCCACCGAGACCUGGUGGUGGCGGAUUUCCCCGAGCACUACCGCAGCCUCACCUAUAAACACGUGCUGGCGCUGUCCUGGGCCGCUGCCUUCUGUCCCUCUGCCGCCUUCCUCCUCAAGAUGGACGACGACAUCAUGGUAGACGUGUGGGCGCUGGCUGCCCUGUUGCGGGCGGGGCCUGCCCUUGACGCCCAGGGCAGGCUGCAGGCCGGGCUGGUCUCGGGUGGGCGUCCUCUGGCACGGCAUGAGGCAUGGACGGCGGGGCUGGUGCAGAGGGGCCUGCGUCCACAGCGGGCAGGUGGCAAGUGGCGCGUCACGCAGCAGGAGUACGCAGGGCACGUGUACCCGGACUUCCUGUCAGGCUGGGCCUACCUGGCCACGCGCCCCGCCGCCACCGCCCUGCUGCAGGCCGCCGCAAGGCUGCCUCCCUUCUGGAUUGACGACGUGCAUGUGACGGGCACAGCGGCAGCUCUAGCAGGCGUGCCGCGCUACGCCCUCAACCGUCAUUACACCUUGCUGCCCUCAGCCGCCGCCUGCUGCUUGGAUCUCUCCACCCGCCACGACGCCCCUCUUCCCUCUCCCGCUCCCCUCUGUGACUUGCUGGUGGCGCCCUCCGGCAAGAACGUGACGCUGAUGGCGGCGUGGCUGACGGCUGCGCGGCGGUGUCAUCUGGAGGGCGUGUGUCCCGUCACUUUCCCUGCCGCCUGCCGCGCCACACACCUGCGCCAGGGAGUGGGCACCGUUAUCAAAUUGUCUUGACGUGCCGACGCUCGCACGCCCAGCAUCGCUCACGCUUAUGAAUUUUGUAGUGUGACGCAUGCCGGUGGUGGGGGAAGGCUGCCGCGGUGCCGCUGUGCAGCAGCCUCCGGCACGGGACAUUCCGGCACCACACAUGCCCGCUACUCUCAGGAAGUGACAGCCUGGCGUGGGACACUUGGUAUUUCCUCCACAGGGAGAGAGAGAGAGAGAGUGUGUGUGUGUGUGUGUGUGUGUGUGUGUGUGUGUGUGUGUGUGUGUGUGUGUGUGUGUGUGUGUGUGUGUGUGUGUGUGUGUGUGU
Portunus trituberculatus (swimming crab) is the source of this 1668-nucleotide messenger RNA. RefSeq names its product lactosylceramide 1,3-N-acetyl-beta-D-glucosaminyltransferase A-like. Lineage: Eukaryota; Metazoa; Arthropoda; Malacostraca; Decapoda; Portunidae. The record is from RefSeq and is a predicted model, not a curated record. The coding region runs from base 177 to 1370 and encodes 397 amino acids. The transcript has 3 exons. Gene Ontology annotation, cellular component: membrane. Gene Ontology annotation, molecular function: hexosyltransferase activity.